Molecule: messenger RNA, 1365 nt
Organism: Amoebophrya sp. A25
Lineage: Eukaryota; Dinophyceae; Syndiniales; Amoebophryaceae
Source: the annotation of a GenBank genome assembly
GGAAUCCAGAUCUUCUCCACGAUGACGAAGAUGAAGAUUUUCAAAUUGAUCGUCACUUCUACAAUGUUGGAUUUUCUAUUAUAUUCGAGAUAUAUGAUACAUUAGAUGAACACCAGCUGCAUUCAUUUCAACUAAUACAUAGUACUAAAAGAGUACUAGAAGCAAGCACGUCUACAGCGAACCGCUUACAACAACUGCAUUCAUUUUAACUAACACUAGGAAACAAGUACUAACUUAAUUAAUUUCUGAGAGCUUUUCGUUUUCGUAUUCGUGCACCACAGUGUGCGAUUUAUUACGAUAACGAAGCUCGCUGAAAGGCAAUUUAUUGUUGUCGAUUUUCGUGGUAAUUUAGUUCUUCAUGUUGGUUCUACUUUUCAAGGUACUUCUAGCUAAGGUCCUUGGCUUCUGUUUUCACAAAGACUUAUCAGAUCUUAGAAAAUCGUCUGGAUCAGGACUUACCAGACUUAGUCCUCUAAUGGUACUAAUCUUGAUGUCGUUGCAUCCUUAUUGUUCACGUAAGUGUAGUAAUUCAAAGCCAUUAAAUGCUUAAUCUCUCAGGUACAUCAUUACGAACCAUCAAGGUCUAACUCUAAUUUAACUGAAGUACAUCAAGAGAAGAGGCAUGUCUUCACGAAGCUACUCAAGCGGUUUCUUGAAUUCACUCAAUCACGGCAUGUGAAUCCACUGCGGGUUUUUACUUGAAUUUAAGUACUCAAGAUGAACGCACGAGCAGCCAUAUUUACUGAAUCUUAUCGAAUUUUUUAACGAUGAACCAUGAUUGAUUUAUUACCACCAAAGUUCAGUGGAGGUUUUUUUUUUAAAUGUUCAUCAAUCGUCAGCUUCAUUGAUUACCCACCUAAUAUUUCACCAUCAAAGUAGUAGUAGUUACAACAUGCAAGGAACUACAACGGCACGCGCAUCUUCAUCAAAUGCAUUAAGGUCUUUGCGCCAUGCCUUGUUUAGGGCAUGCAAGAUGACCUACAGCAGACCGAACUUAUAUAUUUUAUUCUUUCGUAAUGAAAGAGUCAACAUCCUCACCAUGGUGAGCAGCAGCAAGAUUUUCUCCUCCUUUAUUACUUCGCGGAAAAAAGACCUGGAGAAGGAGAAGAUUGUCUGCAUCCUGUAAAAACCAGAACCUCAUCAAUUAUAUUUAUGUCGGGAGACGAGAAAAGCUUUCAAUGAAUGGCUCUGAUAAUAAAUAGGUGGAAGGAAGAACUAUACCAGACAUGAACUGGAACAUUCAGACCAUCUAUAUUUGAACGGAAGCUAUACCAGAGGUUCUUGUUCGAACUAUACCAGACGCGGAUCAAUACCGGAGGAGGAGCUUCCUUGAAGAUGCCAAUGCCUCCAUGUGCUAACUAUAUU